AUGAGUAUCGUUGAGUCAGUCUCCAUCACAACAUCGACAUUCCCACUCAGAUCGCAGGAAGAAAUCGGCCAAGGUGGCGGCUUAUCCGGUUCCACACGAAACUUCACUUCCGCGAUCGCCGUCGCCGUCUACACAGCAACGCUCAGCAAUCGCCUCAUCGCUACCAUUCCGCAACAUGACAACCACCACCGUCCACUUCUUCUCUCUUGCUGGCCGCCUCUGCAUCACGCAAGCUACCAAGUUCGCGCAUUCCGCCAGCUUGAGCUUCGCAUUGCUCUCAACAUUAUGGCGCGCGUCACCAUCUCCACCGUCAUCCUAGCAUGA
This is a messenger RNA of Pseudocercospora fijiensis CIRAD86, 324 nucleotides long. RefSeq lists its product as uncharacterized. The record is from RefSeq and is a predicted model, not a curated record. The transcript has 3 exons. The coding region runs from base 1 to 324 and encodes 107 amino acids. Lineage: Eukaryota; Fungi; Ascomycota; Dothideomycetes; Mycosphaerellales; Mycosphaerellaceae.